GAGCGGCGGCUUUACUGAACCGAUGGAGUAGUAGUACUAGUAGUAGUGGGGGUGCUCACGGCUUCCUUUCGCCCUUAUCUCCUCAUUUCUCUUCAAUGGAUUCGCCUUUUCUCCAGGAUAUUGCUUCAAACCAUCGCGAGUGAGCUGCUGUGAAUCCGGAGAGGAGAAGUCUCCCAACAGGAGACAAGAUGGCGUCCAACAACACCCUGCGUAGCUACUCCAUCAUCCCAUGUUUCAUCUUUGUAGAGCUUGUCAUCAUGUCCGGCACGGUGUUGUUGGCCUACUACAUGGAGUGCACGGACCUGUUCAGCGUGCAUGUGCAGGGUUUCUUCUGUAAUGAUGCUGAGCUGAUGAAGCCGUACCCUGGCACGGAGGAGUCCAGCUUCAUCCCCCCCCUCAUCCUGUAUUGCGUGGUGGCUGCUGCUCCUACAGCUAUAAUUUUCAUUGGAGAGGUGUCCAUGUAUGUGAUGAAAUCGACGAGGGAAGCUCUCCUGGCCCAGGAGAAAACCAUUGUGACAGGAGACUGUUGUUACCUCAACCCCCUUAUCCGCCGCAUCAUACGCUUCAUAGGUGUGUUUGCAUUCGGUCUGUUUGCCACAGACAUCUUUGUGAACGCGGGCCAGGUGGUGACGGGAGGUCUCUCACCCUACUUCCUGUCCGUCUGCAAGCCCAACUACACUGGCACAGAGUGUCGCUUUAAUCAUCAGUUUAUCGUCAACGGCAACAUCUGCACCGGGAACCCUGUUGUCGUGGAGAACGCCCGCCGGUCGUUCCCAUCCAAGGAUGCUUCACUGAGUGUUUACUCUGCUGUAUACCUGACGAUGUACAUCACUAGCACCAUCAAGACCAAGUCCAGCCGCCUGGCCAAGCCUGUGCUCUGUCUGGGCACGCUCUGUUCGGCCUUCCUCACCGGCCUCAAUCGAGUUUCGGAGUACCGAAACCACUGUUCGGACGUGGUGGCUGGAUUUAUACUGGGUUCAGCCGUCGCUCUGUUUCUGGGUAUGUGUGUUGUGAACAACUUCAAAGGCGUCCACAGUGCGGCAGCUAAACAGAAGACUGAAGACUACCGUGGUCUGCCUCUAAUGACUUUCCCCCGUGUAGAGAGUCCCCUGGAGACCCUCAGCGCACAGCAAUGACACAUGUUCAGAAGAACAUACAGGCAUGACGUUUUGCACUACACUCCUGUCCUCCCUCCCGAACGCACAGAAACACUUACAGAACCUUACACAGAGCACUCCUGGCACCGGUUGACAAUUUCCUCUACCUUUUCAUUUCCACGCCUUUUCCCUCUCCUGUCUCCUUCCAUCUUCUUUGUUUUCUACAUCUCUCUCAAUCUUCGUACCUCCUUCUCCAUCCCUCCUCCCACACCCAUUUUCAGAACCACUCGGCAUCGAUGACGGAGGUCACAUGACUAAGGGGGCAGCACCGGGUCACGUUUGCGUCUCCACAGCACUUCCAGACACAAUGACGAGGACGCAUGCCACGUGGCUCCGAAUGCUUAAUAAAAAAAAACAAACACUCCUGAUAUAUCUGUUUCAUUCACUUGGGGGACAAAAUACACCAUGUUUGUAAUGGUUCUCAUCUAGUUGGGCUAUGCUCAGUUCAACCUGCCAAGUCACACAGAUCGCAUCAGUGGCAAAAAUAUCACAAGUGGCAAAAACUUAAGCACAGAUUGUUUUUCCAGAUACCUGAAACCAUUUGAAACAUGGGACAUUUCUUUUUUUCCUCCAAGGUGUGCUGUUUGUAGUUAGAGGACGGUGUUUUGUACAUUUUGUAUGAGCGAGUGCUGUAGCCUAUCCUGCACACUUCCUGUCAGCUGACUCACUCUGUUUUACAUCACAUCCUGCCAGGUGAAAUGCCUCGUCGAUCACCGCAUCUACCCCCCUCAGUCUGAAAAAGCUACUAUGGAAAAAAUAUUGAUGUUGUUGUUCUGUGAUGUUCGCCAUUUGUACAUAAAAAAAAAGACAGAAUCCUUCUUUUUAUUAUCUCUUUCUGUACAUUAAUUGACCAUGUCAGGUCAUAUUUUGUAAAGAUUUUUGUUAAUCUGUAUGACUAUUACGAUCCAUUUGGACCUGUUUGCCUGCUGUAAACCUGGAUAUGUUUUGGUAUCAGUUUAAGUGUUUUGGGGAAUGACCCGUGUCUCCUUUGGAGGAAAUGAUGAGGAAGAGUCAGUGACAUCCUCCGAGUCAGAAAAUGGGGUUUGUGCACCUGCAGUGUCAUGUUAUCAGCCGUAAUGUAUGAAAAUAUGAUUGGUUGAAAUUCUCACUAUGAGUGCGUUUCACCCCAAUUUUCUGAUUUACCGUAAUGUUAGAUAAUAUCCCAAUGGAUGGCAUCCUUAUAAAAUAUGCGGAAAUAAAGAAAGGACAGAAAUGCUCUUUGGAGUGAAACUGUGCGAUCCGGCUAGCCCUUUUAAUGGAAACCAGGCUAAUGACUCUUGCUUCACUUUUCCUCCUUGAGGCACCCCUUCCCCUCCCCAAGCCACCAGUGGAUUGUGAUGCAUUGUUGUGACUCCAUUUCCUAUUGGAAGAUAUGCCCAGCAUGAAGAGAGAAGUCGAGAUGUUUUAUAAAUAUUCAUGAUUUGAAUUAUACUCAUUAUCAUUGUGAUUAUAAUCGUCUUUUACUUUGACAACAAAA
Molecule: messenger RNA, 2634 nt
Organism: Toxotes jaculatrix (banded archerfish)
Lineage: Eukaryota; Metazoa; Chordata; Actinopteri; Toxotidae
Gene: plppr1
Product: phospholipid phosphatase related 1
Exons: 8
Coding region: 189-1136 (315 amino acids)
Biological process (GO): phospholipid dephosphorylation; signal transduction; phospholipid metabolic process
Molecular function (GO): phosphatidate phosphatase activity
Source: RefSeq, a predicted model, not a curated record